UACCCCUAAUCCCAAUCCAACUCACACACACUCCCUCUUUUUCUUUCCUUCACAAUCACUCCUAUCUUUGGUUUCAAACCUUUCAACUUCCACAUUUCAACCACAACACAACACAUACAUAAUCCAUAACCAAACAUUUACCACUAUUACUUCACACUUUUUUUUUUUACCUUAAACACAUAAACAAGAACACUUUGGUUUGAAUUUGGUAGCUACAACACACACUACAAUACAACACAACACAAGUACAACAAACCAAACCAAACCAUAGAAGACUUUGUCUCAUCUCAUCCAACUUGGAAUUCCACCUCAUCUCUUUUUUCUUAACGCCAUGAAAACAGUAUUCAGUAUGUGAUUUUUCUUACACAAGUAGCUGUUCAAGUUGAUCUUAGAAUCUCAACAGAUAUCAUUACUUGAUCCUUGGUGUUUUUGUUUCGUGCGUCGAGCCGUGUUUCUAAACUGAUUUUUAUGGGGACUAAGGAGGAUAGUACAACUAAGCCUUCUAAAUUAUCUAGUUCAACUCAAGAGGUACCAGUACCAACUGUACCGCCAUCGUAUCCAGAUUGGUCAAGCUCCAUGCAGGCUUACUAUAAUCCUGGAGCUGCUCCGCCUCCUUAUUAUGCCUCGACUGUUGCUUCCCCGACCCCCCAUCCGUAUAUGUGGGGAGGCCAGCAUCCUUUAAUGGCGCCAUAUGGUACUCCAGUUCCGUAUCCAGCUAUGUACCCUCCUGGGAGUAUCUAUGCUCAUCCUAGCAUGGUAGUGACUCCGGGUGCUGUGCACCAAACUACGGAGUUUGAAGGGAAGGGACCUGAUGGAAAGGAUAAAGAUUCAUCGAAAAAAUCAAAGGGAAAUUCUGCAAAUGCAUGUGCCAAAGCAGGAGAGAGUGGAAAAGCAGGCUCGGGUUCAGGCAAUGAUGGCUUUUCACAAAGUGGUGAAAGUGGUUCAGAGGGUUCAUCGAAUGGUAGUGACGAGAACCAACAGGAAUCAGCUAGAAACAAGAAGGGAGGUUUUGACCUCAUGCUUGUUGAUGGAGCCAACGCACAGAACAAUACCGCCGGAGCCAUUUCUCAAUCACCGGUUCCUGGAAACCCUGUUGUCUCGAUGCCUGCAACUAAUCUUAAUAUGGGAAUGGACUUAUGGAAUGCAUCUUCUGCUAGUGCCGAAGCCGCAAAAAUGCGACACAAUCAAUCUGGUGCUCAUGGGGCCGGUGGACAUGGUGAACAAUGGAUGCAGCAGGAUGACCGUGAGCUGAAAAGGCAGAAGAGAAAACAGUCGAAUCGGGAGUCGGCUAGGAGGUCAAGGCUGCGCAAGCAGGCUGAAUGUGAAGAGCUACAAAAGAGGGUGGAGGCAUUGGGAGGUGAGAAUCAAACUCUCAGAGAUGAGCUUCAGAAACUUUCUGAAGAAUGCGAAAAGCUUACAUCUGAAAACAAUUCUAUCAAGGAAGAGUUGGAACGGUUAUGUGGGCCAGAAAUAGUUGCUAACCUUGAAUGAAUGAAACAGAAGAACAGUUCCACAGUGUGAUGUUUGGUGGCAAUAGCAAAAAUUGAUUGACUCCUUGAUUAAGACAAAUCUGCAGCUGGAAUUUUCCAAUCAGUGAACUGGUCUCUUAAUUGAGAAUAGGAUAUAAUGUUUUUUUUUUUUCUCUUCUCUCAUUGUUUAACUAAUAAUUUUUAUACCAUUAACCUUCAACUGUAAUUGCUCUUAUAAUUUACACGUAAUUUGUUGUAAUUUGUGCCUAUGCUGGAGAAUAUAAUAUGUAGCUACUGAAAUACUUCUCUUUAGAAUUUAGUUUUGUGACUUA
Messenger RNA from Vicia villosa (hairy vetch), 1801 nucleotides. Its product is annotated as G-box-binding factor 1. Gene Ontology annotation, biological process: regulation of DNA-templated transcription. The transcript has 11 exons. The record is from RefSeq and is a predicted model, not a curated record. The coding region runs from base 469 to 1491 and encodes 340 amino acids. Gene Ontology annotation, molecular function: DNA-binding transcription factor activity; sequence-specific DNA binding. Gene Ontology annotation, cellular component: nucleus. Lineage: Eukaryota; Viridiplantae; Streptophyta; Magnoliopsida; Fabales; Fabaceae.